Messenger RNA from Peronospora belbahrii, 843 nucleotides. The record is from the annotation of a GenBank genome assembly. NCBI's taxonomy places the organism in Eukaryota, Oomycota, Peronosporomycetes, Peronosporales, Peronosporaceae.
AUGGGUUGUGGUACACUGUACCAUUCCGCACUACGUAUCACACAUUUUGCGAUGCUCGCGGCCUCUGUCUUCUCGCUGCGCGCACGCAGUAGCUGGGGCUAUUCAAGAAUUAAUCAUAUCGUUAGGCUGCAGCAAACGAAUCAGCUGGGUAAUGUUAUAUGUUUCUCUACGAGAGCUUCUGCGCCUAACUUGAAGGACCUGAAGCCUCAAACAGCGAUCUUGGACCGCGUAGUAGACAAACUCAACGAUUCGAUCAAGAAACAUCCUGGUGAGACCGUCGCUGUACUGUUUGCAUCGGAUGUCCUCAGCAUUGGAGCCAUGUAUAGCGCAAUUACUAUUGCGGGGUCUGAAUUCUCUCCAGAAUUUGCAUUAGCGUUUGCAGCUAGUCGCCCGUUUCGACGCUUUCGUCUGCCGCUGGAUUUGGUCGUUGCUACUGGUGUGGCGAAAGUUUUUCCUGCUUUUUCUCGAGUGCGGCUUUCGUAUUUAUCUCGGGCGUUGCCAAAUCGAGCAAGUGCGUCAGCGUCAACGGCAAUAUCAAAAUCUGGUAUUAUGUCGAAAGCUAUGGACAUGGCCAAGAACGUGAUUGACAAUUACGGUGCUGCAUAUAUGAUGGGCUCUCGUCUGGCUGGCGUCGGUGUGGUUUGUACUCUCUAUGCGCUAAUCAAGCAAGGCGUAGACUUAAUGCCUAUUCUCGCCUCUUUCGGUGUGGAAGAAGUCGGAUCAACACUUGGCGGGUAUGCCGCAGCAGUUGUAUUAAGCUCUUCGCUGUAUCCAGCGACACUGGGUGUCACGGGCUACGUUGCACCUGUUGUCGCCAAGCUACGCAGGAAGAUCAGUCCAUAA